ACAAAGAACUCGACGUAGUUGAAUGUAAAUAAACGAAGAUUUGACACAAACUUUUCACGUAAAUGGAAUCGCCAGCAAUUUUAAAAAAAGUAACAACAAUUAAUUAAAAACCGAAAUAAGAAUAAAUGAAGAAGAAAAGGCGAAAAUAUAAUUCUACAUUGGAAUAUUUCAUAUCAGUUAAGUUCGAUAGCAUAGGAAGCAUAUAGUUUACAAUUUACGACUCGCAAUAUAAUUUUGACAACUACAUACAUUAAUGUCAUAAUAUGUACCUGAAAUAUAUUUUUGUCGCACUUAGAAAAUGACUCUCGAAGACAGACCUAUUUUAAGAAGGCAACGAGCUCAGCCCAGAAGAUCCUCGAAAGACAACCUCGAAGUAGAUAUACGUAAUGGAAGUGCGGGUAACAUCGCCAAAAAUGAAUACGUAUUUUCCAGUUCCCCUCGAGCGUUAUACACAAAUAGAAAAAUGUAUAAAGGAAGUGAUGUGCCGUACGCUAACGUUAUGUUCGAAAGAAGAGUUUUCAGAGGAACUAAUUUCGGAGCAAAUAAAUGCGAAGGUGACGGCGAAUCGGCCGCAGCGAGAGCCGCGGAAGCUCAAAGAAGAGCAAAAGCAAGAACACGUGCCCAAAAUAUGAAAGUGUCUUUACGACUUGGUUCUCCUCCGGCGAUUUCUGGUAGAAAACACGAACGGAUACAAACCGAGAAUUAUUUGGAAGAAAUAUUCGUAACUCCACCCGUCGCCGAUAUAUGCACACAGACAGAUUUAUUCUUAGAGAGACCAGUAUCUCCAUUUUAUGUUCCCGCCAAAACCGGCGCCGAUGUAGAAACACAAAUUUAUCCUGGUGAUUUGUUCGAUUUCGAUUUGGAAGUGCAACCAAUACUCGAGGUACUUGUGGGUAAGACAAUAGAACAAUCAUUAAUAGAAGUUUUGGAAGAGGAAGAAUUAGCAGCCCUUAGAGAACAACAAAGAAAAUUCUUGGAAAUAAGGGCCGCCGAAACUGCCGAAGCUUUGAGGUUGGAAGAAAGAGAAAAGAGAUUAUUCAAAGAAAAAGAACGAAGAAUGGCAGAACUGGAAGAAGGAUUGAAGAAUCAAAAAGAGAUGGAAGAAAAGAUAGCAGCAGCUGUAUUGAUGCAAGGAUAUUUAGCAAACCUCCUUCCUUCAGUGUUAGAAGGUUUAGAAUCAGACGGCUUCCUUUUGGAUAACAUCAAACAAGAUUUGGAAGAUUCAUUUAUGCCUUGGUUACUUAAAGAAGUCACAGGGGAGAUGCAAGAUAUGGUUAGUAGUAGAGAUAUUCUUGCUGAUAUAGUUAGGGAGAUUUUAGAAAAUCGUGCGGAUUUAUACGUCGCAUUGGAUAAAGAAAUCGUAGAAGUUGCCGAAGAAGGUACGGAUAAUAUUCAAGAUGAGCAGUUGCAAGAUCAUAUGAAAUUACAAGAAGAAAUUCGAAAAAAAUUGGAGGAAAAUCAAUCAAAAUAAGAAUUUUAUAUUGUUUUUAGACACGUAAAUUUCUAUGUAAAUUGUUGAAUCAAAUAAAUAUAGUUUUUUCAA
Molecule: messenger RNA, 1543 nt
Organism: Diorhabda carinulata
Lineage: Eukaryota; Metazoa; Arthropoda; Insecta; Coleoptera; Chrysomelidae
Gene: Rsph3
Product: radial spoke head protein 3 homolog B
Exons: 1
Coding region: 299-1471 (390 amino acids)
Cellular component (GO): cilium
Source: RefSeq, a predicted model, not a curated record